AUGGAGUUGUACUCAACACCAUCGGCGUUAGGAUCCGUCCAGCCACUGCUGGGCCAGUCGGAUAAGGUUGCCCUUCAGACGAAGCUGCAGAAGCUGAAGAUCGCCGCCGUUGCCGGGACCGCGACCGCCGCUAAACGAGCCUUCCACGCCCCCGGUAUCGGCGCGUCGGGGUUCGCCGUGGUGGUUGACAAGGUGAAGUUUCCCGAGAAUGACUUCUUCCGCCCCCGCACGGUGUUUCCCGUCCGGCUGCGCCACUCCAACUGCUGGAGCGCCGACGACGCCGCGGCGGACAUCCGGGGGGCCGCCAUCAAGUUCGGAGACACGGACGGGGACAGCUGUUUUGAGAUGGUCUUGGAUACAGGCGUGAUGGCGCCAUUUUGGGACUUACCGUCUUACGAGGAGUACGUGGCCGCCAUGAAGGGAGGUCCGGACAGGCUGCAGGAAUGGUGCUGGAAAGGUCCCAUGAAUUACUACAUCAUGGUGGACAGUCUCCGCCGGGCUCCAGACUCCUACUUCCAGCUCAUCUACCACUCCCAGACCUGCUUCGCGUUCCGGGGGAGCGACAACGUGCCCCGCCUGGCCAAGUUCAGACUCAUCCCGACUAACAAGGACCCAGAGUCCGGUCUGUUGGACCUGGAGCAACAGAGACAAGUGUGGAACACAGCGCGGUUACCAGACGAGGAACGUCCCAAGGACUACCUACGGCAUGAAUAUGCAGAGCGACUGAUGAAAGCUUCACUCAAGUAUCGUCUGCAGAUGCAGCUGCACACCAAGAAGGCAUCUGAUACAGCCAGCAUCUGCAACCCGUACAGGUGUUGGGCGCCCGGGGACCAUCCGUGGUAUGACGUAGCUGACGUCAUCAUCACCACCCUGCUGAGAGAUAACGUCAUAGCCAGAACCAGUUUCCACAUCGCCAACCUGCCGCCAUGUUUGAGCCUGAUCGAGCCCGAGUCCGUGUACGACUAUAACAGCAUCAACUACAUCCGGAGCAAAGUUUACCCAGCAGCCCACGCGGCCAGACUCGCAAAACUGAGAGGUUUGCCGCCCCUCCGAGGUCCGAUAGAGUACGAGCAGCAGCCCUACAGCGUGGAGAUGCGCAUGGGGUCGAAACAGGGCAUGCCGGGACUAAAGGGUUAUCUGAAGGGCUAUAAGACCGGGAACUCGCAGGUGUUUUCCAUGACUGCUGCAGACGUGGGUGAGGUGCUGAUGGUGACCAUGUAUAACGAGGGCGGGCAGGCGUGGUUCGUGGAGAGCAUCGUGGUGGAGGAGGUCCGGCGGGGAAGGUCCACGGAGUUCCCCGCACACAGAUGGAUCACCGACAUGGUCAUGAUACGGAGGGGGAAAGCUGCCCUUCUGUGGACAAGAGAAGAGGACGUCCUUCUGGGUCAGCGCUUAUUCGAGAUGCAAGAGCGUCGGAAGCAGUUUUCCUGGCGGCACUCUGACACAGGUUUCCCCGGCAGGCUGGCAGCUAGCAACGCCCAAGACCUGCCCCCAGACGUCCGUCCCAGCGAGAGCAUGCUGCAAAAACUAUCUGGCAUAUCCGACAAGCUCACGCUGCCGAAGAACAUCCUCAGCUGCCUUUGGGAGAAAGACAAGAUGGAGAACUUCGUGGAGUUUAAGAAGAUGGUUCCGGAGGAUGUUUACAACAGACAUCGACUGAUCAAGCACCUGAAGUCAGACGCGGAGUUCGGGAGACAGUUCCUGGACGGGUUCAACCCCCUGGCACUACGGCGAUGCAGGCAGCUCCCGGAAGCGUUUGAGAAGAAGACGGACGAGAUCGAGAAGCAACUGACCGGUGGAAAGUCCUUGUUGGAAGAGAUAGAGGCCGGGCGUGUGUACGUGGCGGAUUAUGCAGCCCUGGCCGGUCUCCGCGGGAACAUCAGCGGCCGGGACGUCUUCCAUCUCGCCGCGCCCACGGCGCUGUUUCACCUCACCGCGGCAGGAGACAUGCUUCCACUGGCCAUACAGUUAUACCAGAAACCAGGGCCACACACCACCGUCUGGACCCCCGCCGACCCCCAAUGCGACUGGAUGCUCGCCAAAAUGUUUCUACGCAAUGCAGAUGCGCAGGAAUGGUCAGUUAUUGAUGAAGUCUACUCCCUCGGGUUAAAAGGACGGCGUACACUGAUCGCCAGAGCCUCCUCAGAAUUCAGCUGGCGAGAACUGGUUCUCCCCGCCUGGCUACACGACCGGGGUCUGGACAAACUCCCGGAGUUCGUGUAUCGGGACGACGCCAUGAAACUCUGGCGGGCCAGCAGAGCAUUGGUCGACCGCAUCGUGUCGCUCUAUUACGAGUCUGACCAGGAUCUUGCGGACGACCUGGAGCUGCAAGCGUGGAUCAAAGAUCUCCAUGACAACGGGUUCAACUGGGAGAAGGCCCAUGGAGAAAAUGUACCGAGUAAACUCAGCACACAGGCGGACCUGGUGGACCUGGUCACCGGCAUCAUGUUCAACUGCUCCGCCCAGCGCCGCGCACUGACUGCCGGGAUGCGUGACAUAGCCAGCUUCAUUCCCAACGUCCCUUUCGCCAUGAGAGCCCCUCCUCCCACCAGGGCGGCAAGCUCAUCAACUGGUGAUGGUCUGCCUGACAGCUCUGAUACCCACCAGGAGGAGGACGGUUUGACGAGAGCGAACAAGCAGCAGCUCCUGGCCGCGCUACCGGACAGACAGACCGCCCGGAAACAGAUCGCUCUGGCCGCUGCCAUGUCACGGGGCACCGACAAGGGGCCGAUGCUUGGUGAGUACCCGGGACGGUACUUCACUGACGAGCCCACACAGGCCGCCAUCACUGACUUCCGCAGAACCCUCAAGAAAAUAUCACGUCACAUCCACCAGAGGAACAAAAAAGUGUGGGGCAUAGAAGCCCAGGAAGUUGUCAUGUCAUUUAAAGGAACGUUCAGCGAACUGUCCAAGGUGGGGAAACGAACAAUCGAGGUGCAGAGAGACGUGCCUUACAACUGUCUACUACCCGAGCAUAUACCCGCCAGUAUAGGCCCGUAG
This is a messenger RNA of Branchiostoma belcheri (Belcher's lancelet), 3000 nucleotides long. Its product is annotated as allene oxide synthase-lipoxygenase protein-like. Gene Ontology annotation, biological process: lipid oxidation; linoleic acid metabolic process. The record is from RefSeq and is a predicted model, not a curated record. Bases 1 to 3000 code for a protein of 999 amino acids. The transcript has 17 exons. Lineage: Eukaryota; Metazoa; Chordata; Leptocardii; Amphioxiformes; Branchiostomatidae. Gene Ontology annotation, molecular function: metal ion binding; heme binding; protein binding.